GUACUGGAUGGGCAUGUGUCAGCCAGUGAGACACAGGGUGCUGAGCUGGCAGUUGUAACUGCUGAGCGCUGGUUCAUGGCACCAGGUGUAAGAAGAAUAGAGAUUCGUCAAAACGCACUUGUAGGGACGUUAUUCUUGCCCCCUGGUCCAGGUCCAUUUCCAGCCAUGUUGGACCUGUGGGGAAUGGGUGGAGGACUGGUGGAGUACCGCUCUGCUCUGUUUGCUUCCAGAGGCUACGCCAGCUUGUCUCUUGCCUACAUAGGGCACAAAGAAUUACCUGGCCCACAGAACUGCAUCAAUGUUGAUGAUUCAUAUUUCAAGUCAGCCUUCCACCUGCUGCAAGAUCAUCCUCAGAUCUGUGCCGACAGAGUUGGGAUCAUUGGUCUGUCAUUUGGAGUCUACCUAACUCUUCGAACUGCCACUCAGACUGGUGUCAAACCAUCCUGUUUGAUUUGUAUCAAUGGACCAGUCGGAAGUACCAUCAAGCUCUCAAAUGCAGAAGGCAGGACUGAAAACUUUGAAAGUAACAGUAAAUACUGGGUGUAUGAUGAUCAAGGCCAUGUCACUUUCAAAGAAGUCUCCUCGCCUGCUAAUCUUGACCCUGAGAGCAAAGUGAAGUUCGAGAACAUCACCUGCCCAUUAAUGUACAUAGAGGGAGAAGAUGACCUGAGCGCUUCAAGCACAGACAAUGCAAACCUGAUCGAGGAAACCCUGAGGGCCGCAGGUAAAUCUCACCUGUUCACACGUUUGUCGUACCCUGGUGCUGGUCACCUGAUUGAACCGCCUUACUCCCCAAAUUCAAGAAUGUCCUUAUUCAGAGUCAAACCAGAAAAAUUGUUCACUCUGUGGGGAGGUCAUCUCGCUCCCCAUGCAGCAGCACAGGAAGACUCCUGGAAUAAGAUGCUGUAUUUUAUGGAAAACAAUCUGAGACAGUGAAGUGACUUUUAAGAUAGAAAAUAACUUUAUGUAUGUGUUUGUUUGUGACAUGCUGCAAUUAUCAGAGAUAGUUUUACAUCCAGAAAACUGAGAGAGAAAACAAACUUUGUUGUUGUUGUCCUGGUUUGAGACUCACUCAAAAACUACAGUAACUUCCUCCUUCACCUUCAGCACUUUACAUUGAGCAGAGUGUAGAUUGGCCACAGGGUGGAGCUGUUUGGUAACUGUCAGAGUAGUUCAGCUCAUGAGAAGGAUAUUCCACCUAUACUGUUACACUUUAUAGCCACUGUUUAUGCAGCUGAGACACUCAGCAGAUACCACAAGUACCCAAAACAACUGUAUUCCUUGGCUAUUCAUGUAACACGUCGCAUUGCUACAAACUCCAGAACUGAAAUGUUUUUCCUGCUACUUCUCUUGACAAAUUGGCAGAGGAGGAUUGUUCAUGUGAAUCACACCAUGAUUAGAUAGAUAGAUAGACAGACAGACAGACAGACAGAUAGACAGAUAGAUAGAUAGAUAGAUAGAUAGAUAGAUAGAUACUUUAUUGAUCCUGGGUGAAAUUGAGGCAUCCAAUAGAACACAAAACAGUCAAACACAAGAGCAUAAGAAUAAUAAAAAUUUGUCAAGAAUAAAUUCACUGCAGUGAGAUGAAAAUCUAGCCAUCGGUGCUACUACAAAGCUGUCACUGUAAGGAAGUAUGUGCUAAUGGACAUAUUGACAAUACAAAAGUUAGCAUUGAAGCCAAAUAUAAAUACAGAUUUAAAGAUACA
This is a messenger RNA of Paralichthys olivaceus (Japanese flounder), 1706 nucleotides long. NCBI's taxonomy places the organism in Eukaryota, Metazoa, Chordata, Actinopteri, Pleuronectiformes, Paralichthyidae. The record is from RefSeq and is a predicted model, not a curated record.